Pangasianodon hypophthalmus (striped catfish) is the source of this 4696-nucleotide messenger RNA. RefSeq names its product nudix (nucleoside diphosphate linked moiety X)-type motif 4b (gene nudt4b). Gene Ontology annotation, biological process: diadenosine pentaphosphate catabolic process; adenosine 5'-(hexahydrogen pentaphosphate) catabolic process; diphosphoinositol polyphosphate metabolic process. Bases 410 to 931 code for a protein of 173 amino acids. The transcript is spliced from 5 exons. The record is from RefSeq and is a predicted model, not a curated record. Gene Ontology annotation, cellular component: cytoplasm; nucleus. Gene Ontology annotation, molecular function: bis(5'-adenosyl)-hexaphosphatase activity; bis(5'-adenosyl)-pentaphosphatase activity; endopolyphosphatase activity. Lineage: Eukaryota; Metazoa; Chordata; Actinopteri; Siluriformes; Pangasiidae.
GCCCACACACACACACACAUACACUCCCACACACACAGUAUAUAAACCAGAGCCUCGCAAAUGAAGCCCUGUGAGAAAGAAUGACACUCGGGAGCCCAGGAGGAUGAAUGGGUGAUGUGUCAGGGUGUGUGUGUGUGUGGUGUUGGGGAUAGAGCCUCUCUGGAGGUGUGUGUGUGUGUGUGUGUGAGGACAUCCUGCGCGUUCUUCUGGCACACGGAUGCCGGUUCUUCUCUGUCUCCUGUCGUAACACUGGCUGAUCCAGCGGACUCGUCUGUAUUCACCGUGCCUUUAUCUACUUUUGGGAUAUCUGGAGAACUCUAAGGCGACGCAUACGCACACGCAUACACGCACACGCAUACGCACACGCAUACACACACGCACGCACACACGCGCGCGCGCGCGCGGCGUCAUGAAGUUCAAACCCAACCAGACGAGGACGUACGACGGUGAAGGCUUCAAGCAGCGAGCGGCGUGUCUGUGUUUCAGGAACGAGCGAGAGGAUGAGGUGUUGCUGGUGAGCAGCAGUCGUCAUCCGGAUCAGUGGAUCGUGCCAGGGGGAGGAAUGGAGCCAGAGGAAGAGCCGUGUGGCGCAGCAGUGAGGGAGGUUUAUGAAGAGGCUGGAGUGAAGGGGAAGCUGGGUCGCCUCCUGGGUGUGUUUGAGCAUAAUCAGGACAGGAAGCAUCGCACGUACGUGUACGUCCUGACAGUGACCGAGACUCUGGAAGCAUGGGAAGACUCUGUCAAUAUCGGUCGAAAGCGAGAGUGGUUCCCAGUGGAAGAGGCUAUAAAGAUUCUGCAGAGCCACAAGCCUGUCCAUGCCGAGUACCUGAGACACCUUCAGCUCAGCUGCUCCACCACCAACAACGGCAACAUGCUCCUGCCUCCUCCACCUCCCAACGACAACGCAGCCCGAGCUGCAGCAUGCAGAUAGGACUGCUCACUCUCGCUCUUUUUUUUUUCUUCUCUCACAUACAUUCCCUCCAGGCUCUAAUCUCUGGAUCUGUACACACACACACACACACACACACACACACACACACACACUUGGACACGGAUGUGUUCCUGGACCCCUGAAUCAUCCAGGAUUUUAAAAAGUGCUUUUGCUGCAAGGACUUGGUUUAAAAAUGCCUUAAAAACGUAAUGUGUUUUUUAACGUCUGGUUUGUUACUGUGUUUCUUUUAGGAUUUAUCUAUCACUCGCUUUUCUUAUUCUUAUCACUUACGGCUAUGAAUCACGUUACAUGUCCGUCGGCUUUGCAGACUGAAUUCAAAACUGAAGUCACGUUACCUCAACUCCCCAGACGACCCCUGCAUGUCCUGGGGAUUACGGAGUUGUUCUUUGGAAUUGGUGCCUGCUGUUUUAAAGGAGCCAUUUGUAAUUUUUAACGCCCCGCGCUGAUCCUUCUCUCUUCCUCCAGACCAACCCCCAGCGCCAUUUCGUUGAAAUGCCUUCUGAGUUUAAGGAAAAGGGACAGAGCUAAGAAGCUCAGUUCUGGCUGCGAGUCAAGUUCAAUCCUGGGCCAGAAAAAUGUAAAUGGAAGCCUGGAAUGAAGAAACCAACCACAUCUAUUGCACAGCAAUGGUGUGACUAACAGUUUUUUCCAAUUUGAUAUAUUAUGAGUAUUACAGUUCCGGAAACGAUUUGGAAAAUGGAAAAUAGUCACAUUUGGUACUUUCUUGUUCUGUACCCUGAACUUUGCCAGGGUGAGUCUCUGUUUUAGAUUUGCAUUGCUACAUCGAUCCAGUAAAAUGAACAGUAACCUCAUUUUAACUAAUCAAAACAUCCCUUUAAUCGCUAGCUUUUUAACACUAGUCUGGAGCGGGCCAGUACAGAUUUUGACUGGCAGGAGCGUCUAAAAAUAUUAGACAUGACAUUGUCACAUGAUCAGAGUCACAUGAUCAGAGAAUAUUGAGUACUAAGUAAGAUUUUUUUUUUGAAGGCAUAGUUCAGGGAACAUUCAUAUCAUGGCCCUAAAAUUUCCUGCGUCUCAAGUGUAGAAGAUCAGCCAAGAAAUAUUUAGAGAACAAAUUGUGCUCCGUUUGAUUUGCACUAGCGCUUUGAGGCUAACAGGUAAUGGUGGCUUAUGACCAACAGUUAGCAAACUGCUAAAAUCAUCACUCACUUCUCUCAAAUGACAAAACUGUCCAAGUAAUACUAUUUGUAGCAAUUUUAUGUAAAUAGCAGAAGUCAUAUAAUUCAGUAUAGAAAUAUAAAUUCAAUUUCUCUUCCUCUGAUCAAGGCCAUUUGUAGUUACUAAACAAUUUUUCUAAAUAUUCUGCAGAACUGAGCAUUAUUGUCAAGGUUUUUAAGUGGAAACAAAUGUAUUAACUUUUGCUGAAAUCUUUUCGAUUACUUUUUUUUUCUCUUUUUAAUGAUUAUGACCGUGAUUAAAAAAAAACUUUUAGCCGCAGACCUGAUUUAAUCAAGUCCAGAACAAAUGCUGGUCUCCACAUGAUCCUCAGACACUGAAGCGUGACGUGUGUGACGUGUGGUAGUGACGUGUGUUAGUGACGUGUGCUAGCGACGUUUGCUAGUUGCGUGUGCUAGUGACGUGUGCUAGCGACGUGUGCUAGCGAGGACAUGCCCGAAUGUGGUCAGUGCACCACUUUUUGGUGAUGUUCAUGAUGCUCCUAUGUGCUACAUUGUCCAGACAUUUGAAUAUCUAUUCUAGUUUUUCAUUUUAUAACUCUCCAGAUUUCCUACUGAUGCACCGAAAUAAAUGAUUCAGAACUUGAAACCUAAAAUUAGGACACCCUGAGCCUAAAACUUAAUUCAUUCUCUUGACCACUGCAUACAUAUUCCAUCUAUGUUCUGUAGCGCUUAUCCUACACAGGGUCACGGGGAGCCUGGAGCCUAUCCCAAGGGACUCGGGGCACAAGGCACGGGACACCCUGGACGGGGUGCCAACCCAUCACAGGGCACAAUCACACACACUCACACACCCAUUCACACACUACAACCGAUUUUAGAGAUGGUAAUCAGGCUACGUCACAUGUCUUUGGACUGGGGGAGGAAAUCAGAGUACCUAGAGGAAACCCCCAAAACACAGGGAGAACAUGCAAACUCUACACAUGCAGGGUGGAGGCAGGAAUCGAACCCCAAACCCUGGCAGUGUGAGGCAACAGUGCUAAGCCACCUUGCUCCCCUACAUGCAUAUUGUUAAUCGAUUUUGCUUUUUCAUUUUUGAGAGAAACAAGUUUAAAAUACACAAUAUUUUUCCCCCAAGUAAAUAAAUUGAAGUUCAUCUGGUGCUAUUUGCUGUGAGAAAACGGGGCAGAGCAGAUCGGGUAAUGAUUUUCCUACAAGUUCUUUCCCAUCCAGGUAGUUGGUUAAAAUGUGACCUCAGUUCACUGCAGACAAGCACUGAAGUUUGACGUUAAACAAUUACACCUACAAGCCCGAGGCCAUGUUUAAUAUUUAGUUCAAGGUAAUUAGAAAUCCUGCCUAACCAAAGUAUCCGUGUCAGUGAUUAUUGGCUCGGGAGAGCAGAGGAAUCAGUGUCUUUUUUUCCCCCCACUAUUUGUAAUUCUCAUUAUAGUCUGUAAUGUGUUUCAUUAUUAAUCUGAGGCUGUAUUUAAUCUUAAAAAUGGACACUGCGGAACCUUUUAGUCAACUUUUUCAGCAUUUGUGGGACUAUUUUUGACACAUUUUCAGCAAAAAUAUUGGUGGCUGAAAUUUCUGUGCAUCUUUAACUCAUAAAGCUGCCUGAAUAAUGCUGCUAAAUCCAACGCUCACCUUCAUCAAGUGGAUGUUGUAUUUACAUGAAUACUCAAAAAAAAGAACCCUCACUCUUGAGAGUUGUAUGUUGGGUAAAUGGAACAGUCCUGUGUGUGUGUGUGUGUGUGUGUGUGUGUGUGUGUGUGUGUUUAGUAUAUGAAUCUGUCAUGCUUGUGAUUGUAAAAAUGCCUCUCUAGUGCCAAACUUUCAGGGAUUAUGAGAGAUUAUGAUUGUUCUCUUAAAAACUUAAAGAACUUCCUGUCUUUCCGGACUGCCAGGGCAGAUUUCCUUCGGAGCUAGUUGAGUUUUCCCGUUUCUCAUUUCCUUGCACAAAUUGCAAAGUCGUCACUUCUUGACCGUAACCCCAUGUGUGUAGCCUAGAAAAGGUCCCUGUUAGAAAGUUCCAGAAGGAAACGGCCCUGGCGCUCCUCCACUCAGUCACAGAUCCACGCUUCUCCUACAUACACAGACCUUAGAGCAUGUACGAAUGAUCUCUGCUCUUCGGAUCUGUACAUUUUCACUGAGGCCUUCACUGUGGAAGAAUAACAUGAUCAUAUCCGGGUUAUACAGUCAGGCUUGUGUGGUGCGGUAAAACAAAAACAUGUGUAAGCCAUACAAAAAUCUAGUGCAUUAUCACAGUGAAGGCAGUACUUCAUAUUUAUAGUGUAAUUUCAGAUAAGAACUGGAGAAAGGCAGAUGGUCUAAUGUGCUGUAAAUGCAGUUUGCUGUUACUUUUGGUUUACGUUUAUGAAAGUAACUCUUUUCCCCGAGGUCAGUUAUUAGGAUGUACUUGAGCCCAGACUAUGUUUGGGCACUCACUCGUCUUUCUCUUAAUGCAGCCUGGUUAACAGUUUCUCUGUUCUUUUAUGUGACUAUGUACUGAGGGAUAUUUUAAUCUGACUGCAGAUUGUUUGUAUUUCAAAAGAACUCUCAGUUCUAGGGAAGAAUUGAAUAAACGAAUUAAAGGCUCUGACUGCUA